Molecule: messenger RNA, 2466 nt
Organism: Melopsittacus undulatus (budgerigar)
Lineage: Eukaryota; Metazoa; Chordata; Aves; Psittaciformes; Psittaculidae
Gene: COMMD9
Product: COMM domain containing 9
Exons: 6
Coding region: 79-675 (198 amino acids)
Source: RefSeq, a predicted model, not a curated record
GUCCCUCAGCUGACAGCGCCAAGAUGGCGGCGGCGCGUCACGGGGAGAUCGGCGCUCGCCUCAGCUGACAGCACCAAGAUGGCGGCGUUGCGGGACGGGGAGUUCGCCGCCCUGCAGAGCCUGCUGAAGGCACCGUCGAAGGACGCCGUGCGGCAGCUGUGCCAGGAGUGUUUCUCCAGCCCGCCCGCCGGCCUCGGCCCGCUGGCGCAGUGCGCCUGCCCCGGCCUCACCGCCGACCUCGGGGAAGCUGAGCAGCUGGUGUCUGCUUUGCACAACCUCACCAGACACGUCGUGUACCGUGGCUUGACAAAGGCAGAAGACAUCCUCGCACUCUUUCCCGAAAACUUCCACCAAAACCUGAAAAACCUUCUGACUAAGAUAAUCUUGGAGAACAUCUCUGCUUGGAGGAAUGAAGCACAAGCAAGUCAGAUCUCCCUGCCUCGGCUGGUCGACAUGGAUUGGAGGGUGGACAUCAAGACAUCUUCAGACAGCAUUAGCAGAAUGGCAGUUCCAACUUGCCUUCUUCAGUUAAAGAUGCAGGAAGAUGUUGCCUUAUGUGGAAGUAGUCCUGUUGUUUCUGCACUGACUGUGGAACUGAGCAAAGAAACCCUGGACACUAUGUUAGAAGGUCUGGGAAGGAUCCGGGACCAGCUUUCUGCUGUUGCAAACAAAUGAAUACUCAAGGACAUGGAUUCCAGCAGUGAGGAAGGGAAGUAUUCUUCACCUGUAGCUCUCACAAGUGGCAGCCUAGCAUAACAUGUUUCCUGUUGUAACAAAACAAAAUCAAAGAGGUUUCUUGAUUAAGAUAGCUGUUGAAAAGCUAACUCUUAAACAUUCCUUUGGUCUGAUGCCAGAAAGUGUUUUCCUAAGAUGCUGUUGAACAAAAGCAGGUCUCUAUUUUAGACUAGCAUUUGAGGUCUCAGAGCUUGGGGUUAAUCACAAGGGUCAUAACUGGAAACAGCAAAUAGCUGCAGCCAGUGAAGCAAGUGCUAUCUCUCUGCCCUGAAAUUAGAAUCUAAAAGGCUUAAGCUGUUUGAUGUGGUGCUUUCCAGCACUAGCAGAAAAGAAGGAUGCUUCUCUGUGGAAUGUGCAUGUACUGGGGUGCAUGCUGGAUACAGCAGUUUCUCCCUCAAUGAAGCAUAGCCAUACUGCAGGUUGUUAUUACAUGCUAAUGCUUUGAAAUAGGGCAAUUACACUACAACACAUUUCCUUCCGAUCAGCUUCAUAGCAACAUUUGCAAAAUGACUAGCCUGAACAUCUUUAGCAGCAAGUAAUUUCCUCCUUCUGUUUGAAAAAAGAGAGUUCAGAUAAUUCAUGUUUGGGUUUAUUAUGCUCUGGGCUUUGCCUUCACUGCACAAAAGACAGACUAGGACAGUAAAGAAUUGAUGGCCAUUGUACACUGGAGGAAACCCUUCUAUGGCAAUAUGUGCCUAUACUUCCUCAAAGUGUUCUGCUGUUUGUUUAUAUAAUUCUUCCUUUGAUUAAAAAAUGAACUGAUAAUUGAUUUUGUGAAUCAUUUUGAGGCUAGAAGAAAUGUUGUCCUGGGUUACCUCAGCCUCUUUGUGAUGGUGCUAGUUUGUAGGCUGUUUAAUGGAUCUUUACUUUUAUUGCUGGAGAGAGAUCUUUUAUUUCCUGUUGAAAUGGAUUAAUCUUUUAAACUGUCUUCUCUUCAUUAUAAUACAGUUUCAGGACACCUUUUUUUCUAUGAGCACCAGCUCUCUGCAGUAUCACAGGUGAUGACCCUAACCUAAAAACAUCUUCAUUGAAAGUGUGGAGGAGUAAAGUGCAGAAAAUUAACAAAAUUCAGAUGCUUCUUUCUGAUAAGCUUCUAUAAUGCUCCAGACUAGAAGACAGUUCUUCAGUUUGGGGAACUUUUGUUGCCUUUGCAGCCUAGCCUUAAAAAAAAAAUAAAUCACCAAAUAGUUUAUAUUGUACUGUUUAUUUUAGAAGGUAAGACUCACUGAGGAAGUAAAUAAUGCAUAAUGAGAUAGUCAGUGUUAGAGGAGCUGAGGGAGUGAAUACACAGAGGAAAUCCUCAAGAUAAACACUGAAGCUACAGCCAGAAUGUUGUAGGGACUAAUGAAAUGAAAAACUGAUAGUUGCAUAGAGUUCUCUCACAAAACCAUUAUACAGCUACAGAAUUAAAAGGAAAGACUUAAAACUGAAAAGGCUUUCCCAGUGUUAGAGUGGUGCUAGGUGCAGGCAGCUAUAAGUUGCUUGUGAAGACUUAAUAAAGGGGAGUGUCCACUGGAUCAGAGUCACGACAAAGAUUUGAUGACUUCAAGGGGUAUAGCACAAGUAAUUCUGCAGGAAUAUACUGGUAUUUUCUAGCCCAAGCUUUAGGAGGCUGUCAGAACUUGCCAUCAAAUCUUUGCCUCAAGUGAUAUGUAUUUCCGUGUUGGCUGUUAUCAUCAUUGCCAGAAGAGCCGAGACUGCUCAAUAAAAGAGGUGUAUAAAACAAGACAA